UAAACUAAAACGAAGCUUUCAAUGUUGAAUUCUUACCGAAUUGGGAUGUGCGCGGCGGAGAAGACCGGUGUCGAUCAUAUUUCUGAGUUACCGGUUCACCUUCUCCACCGAAUCUUGUCUAAGCUUCCCCUCAACGAAGCCGGCCGGACCACCGUCCUCGGCAAGCCAUGGCGUAGAGCGUGGGAUUCCUUUCUCAUCUCCGACUUCGACGAUGAAUUUUUUCCCAACAGGGAUUCAUGUACCGAUCCUUUCGUUCCUUUCGUAAAUGAGCAUCUCCAAAGACUCUGCAACCAACAGAGGCUUUCUCUACAAAGAUUCAAAUUAUGCGUCAAGUAUUAUCACUUCGAACUGCGCAAUUAUAUCGAUGAUUGGAUUAACUUGGCCGCAGCUCACCAUGUUAAGCAUCUUCAUCUGAAUCGACCGGUAUACACUCUUUUUUCUGUUUUCCCUUCCAGCAUCUACGCUCAUUCUCUCCAAGUUCUAGAGCUUCGUAGCGGUCAGCUGAGGGAGCCUGAAGGUUACUCCAUUGAUUCUCUGAAAUUUCCUUCACUGAAACAGCUCCACCUCCAGGAAAUAGAAUUAACUGAAAACUUUCUUACGAGUCUCGUCAAUUCCUGCCCAUUACUUGAACAACUUUCUAUAAUCAUCUGUCAGGGCUUGUUAGAUCUUCGACUCUGCGGUUUGGCGAAACUCAAAUCCCUUAAAGUCUACCAGGUCUGCAUUCAAACUCUCCGCAUUGAUCAGGCGGAGAGUCUCGAAUCGCUCAUACAUUGCGUGAGUUAUAAAGGCCACCCAUGCGAUGUGAAGAUAACGGGUUGUAAGAAAUUGAAGGUGUUGAAAUUUGUAAGUAUGCCAAUUUGUAAACAAUGGUUAGCAUUGUUGUCUGAUUUCCCAGCCCUUGAAACUCUGCAAAUCCGCCAGUGCACCAUCCAUGGUACACUGAAUCUAUCAAAUCGUCACCUUAAACAUCUCGAUCUUUCCACCCGAGAUCUCCAUCCCUCUUGCCCUGUUCUCCACGACUCCAUUAAUCUACACUCAUUCACCUACAGAGGACACAUCAAACCCCGUUGGCUACAGUUUAUCAACACAUCAACCGUUCAAACUGCAAAAUUCUCAAGCAAAAACUGUGAAUUUGCACAUCUCGUCCCGGAGCCCCAAGGUGCUAUGCGAGACAUUGAUGAACAUAACGAAGGAAUUAUGUUGCGCGCUAAGUCAAUAUAG
Molecule: messenger RNA, 1221 nt
Organism: Carica papaya (papaya)
Lineage: Eukaryota; Viridiplantae; Streptophyta; Magnoliopsida; Brassicales; Caricaceae
Source: RefSeq, a predicted model, not a curated record